Molecule: messenger RNA, 2550 nt
Organism: Laccaria bicolor S238N-H82
Lineage: Eukaryota; Fungi; Basidiomycota; Agaricomycetes; Agaricales; Hydnangiaceae
Exons: 10
Coding region: 1-2550 (849 amino acids)
Biological process (GO): TORC2 signaling
Cellular component (GO): cytoplasm; plasma membrane; TORC2 complex
Molecular function (GO): phosphatidylinositol-4,5-bisphosphate binding
Source: RefSeq, a predicted model, not a curated record
AUGUCAUUAAUCAGUGAUACUGACUUUCUUAUCCAUAGCCUUCGUCUAUCAUACCUUCGAGAGGUUGAGGACCCAUAUGGCCCACGUGUCAUCUCGUUGGAUCCAUCCUUUCAAACGAAUCCUUACAUCGUUGCUGCCGGACUUGCUGAUUCCGAGAGGUGGCCACAAUUGUCCUUGCCAUCAAGUCCUCACUUGAGUGAGGAUGAGCAAGAACGCCCAUUAGGCUUCCCGGGGGCGCGGCUGAAGUAUACCCAGACUAUCAUGGGUGGAAGAUCAGGGGGACUGGGGAUGCGCCUCAAUGGGAAGAGGGCCUCAACUUCAAAACGCAUGUCGGGUACGCCUCGUCAGCCAGAAGUUAAGAACUUCUUGUCCGAAAACGCUCCCGUGGACGAAGUACUAAGUGCAUCUGCCCCUGUUACCACUGAUGUGUCGAAACCGGCCAGCGUCCCAAGCGAGAAAUGGGUAGAGGUCGACGAAGAGAAAAAGGUACAAGCUCCUGAAGAGUUUACGGAACCAAAGGUGGAGAUACAACAAGCAACUGCACCAGAGGAAGUACCUGUUGCGAAGGUCGUUCAAUUUAUACCCAAGUUCAAGGGCGCCGCAGAAAUGGAGGCAAGGCGUCGCGUGCGCAUGGCAGCUCGGCGGGGCCCUGGUGGAGCGUUGCCUCAAGACCAACCCAAACCAACUUUUGACUCCUCUUCGGAAGAUGAGGUGGAGAUACAUGUUGCCAGCGACAUGUCAGAUGAUGAAUACGAUGUCGUUUCUCCUGGAGUUGACAGCAUGGAUGAAGAAGAUGAGUUCGAUCCUGUCUUCGCAUCUACGCGUAUGGACACCACUUCUGAUAGCGCCUCGUCCAUCUUCUCCGCUGGAACGAGUUCGAUGCCCACCUCGUCUGCCGUAUCAUCAUCCCACAACAACAGGGGACGUCCUCGUCUGAGCCCUGUAUCAGAAAAUGCACGCCACAACCGAAGUCAUCAUCGACGAUCAACCGACCAUCCCGUUGGGUCUUCAUUUGAAAUUCUCACUCCUGGGCCAGGCGCAAAGUCGGGCGAUGACUCUUCUCGCAGGCAGGAUUCGAAUGCCCCUCGGCACCGUCCUGAUCACGUUAGCCACGUCUCGUCCUCUUCAAUCUCGUCGACAGCGGGCCAAGAGCUUGUGUUCACGCGAAAAAAAGUCACACCGAUUAAACCGCUCAAAUCUGCCCUCUCGUCCAUGCUGGCCUCGUCCGGAUCGUCAACCAAUGCGUUCGCGGAGAUGUAUGCAGCCAUAUCUGGAAGGGGAGAACCCACUUCGACGAACGUGCAGGUGUAUUUCCCUCACGCGAAACAGCCUGCCAACAAGGCGAUGGAUUUGAACGUUCGGCGGGACGCAACGGUAGAGGAGGUCAUUGGGUACGCUUGUUAUACUUAUUGGGAGGAAGGUUGGCUCCCGAAGUUGGAUGAAGGCCUGAGUGAAGACGAGGAGGACCCUAAACGGAAAGCGAGGCUCUCCGCCGUCGGUUGGAUCUUGCGCAUUACAGAGGACGAUGGGGAGGUUGACGAUGACUUCCCACCUCCUGAUCGCCUUGGAAAAAUAGCCAAGUUCAAUGCGGAUGCAUGUGCAGUAUUGGAAGCCAACCCUACCCAGAUCCAACAAAAUGAACUGAUCGAAAGCAAAAUUCAAAGAAGACCAUCCAGGACGACUUCCAAGAAGCCGGACAAGCUUUCAGUUCCUGGCCCUAGUUUACCUAGCAUUGCUCCAGGAAGUGCCGUUUUUGGUUUGACUCUUGGUUCCGUGCCUCUGUCUACCUCUCUUGGACCCUCCUCUAGCCACGGUCCACAGAUCUUCCUCCGCAUACGCGUUGCCGACGCUGCAGAUGCUGUUCAUAUAUCAACGACAAUACCAGUUACUGCUGGUAUGUACAUGCAAGAGGCCCUGGAGAUCGUUUGUCGCAAAAGAAAACUCCAGAAUCCGAACGACUAUGCUCUACUCCUGGCCGACAUGAGCAUACUCAUACCAUUGGACCGCACCGUUGCUAGUUUGCAGGGCAAGCGAGAGCUGUUGCUCGUCAAGCGAAGUAUGCUGCCGCAGAUGGGAGCUGACAUCGUUAAAGGGAUUGGAAGAACCACAGAUCCAAACGCUUCCAUCUUCAAACGAAUGUCAGAUACGCCAGAGCAGCAAUAUUCUUCUGCGUUGGAUUACACGGCGGCUUAUAAGAAAUAUACCAUUUUCCGCAAGAUGCCUAUGCUGGUGACUAGACAGGAGCGUAACCUCGCUAUUGAUGGCGUGUACAUCCAUAUCAUGCCCACCAAUAAAGCCAAAGCCGUCUUCGAUAGCGCGAAAACAGCUUCCUACCAUAUCAAGAGCAUCGCCGACGUUCAGCAAUCAGCGAAGACGUCAUCUAUAUUCAAGCUUAUCAUCACUCGUGGGUCGACGAAUAAGAGAUACGACUUUGAAGCUGAGAGCCCAAAGCUCGCGGCUGAGAUUGUGCAGACUAUCAAGAGCCUGAAAACCGCACUUGAACGCACUGGAACGAUUAACAAGUCAAGGCGAAGUCGGAACGUUGGCUGA